UUCUCCUCAGUAGUUCGCUCUCUCAUUCUGACAACAGCAGCCGUUCCCCCCCUGCUCCGCUGUGCCGAGACUCCACCAGGUUGUGACAGCCAUGUUGGCGGUGUGUUUGAGGCUGCUUUUGCUCCUCCCCCUGGCUUGCUGUGUCCCCUCCCCCUCCAGACCUCCUUCCAGAGUCUGUAGACGGUGCUGCGACCACCUGGAGCCGCCAGCAGCCACGGGGCAAUAUCAGCUGCCUGAGGUCCGCACUGUCAUCAACAUGACCAUCCUCAAAGGUGAUAAAGGAGACAGAGGCGACAAGGGUACACCUGGGAAACCCGGCUUAGAGGGCCCCCCCGGCGUCCGAGGACCCAUGGGCCCUAAAGGCACCAAAGGCCAGGCGGGCUCCCCCGGAGACGCCUGCAAGAUCCCUCACUCCUCCUUCUCGGUGGGACGCCGCAAGUCCCUGCACAGCGUGGACUACUACCAGGCGCUGGUGUUCGACACGGUGUUCGUCAACCUCCACGGCCACUUCAACAUGUUCAAAGGCAAGUUCUACUGCUACGUGCCGGGGAUCUACUUCUUCAACAUUAACAUCCACACCUGGAACUUUAAGGAGACCUACCUCCACCUGAUGCACAACGACAAGGAGCAGGUGAUCCUGUACGCUCAGCCCAGCGAGAGGUCCAUCAUGCAGAGCCAGAGCGUCAUGAUGGACCUGGCUCUGAAUGACGAGGUCUGGGUGCGACUCUACAAGAGGGAGAGGGAGAACGCCAUUUACAGUGACGACGUGGAUGUUUACAUCACUUUCAAUGGAUACCUCUUGGCUCCUAGCAUCCAGUAAAAAAAAAAAAAAAAAAAAGAAAAAAAAGGGGAGGGAGUAGGGCUGGGUACCGAAUUCAAUACUUUUUAGGCAACGACCGAAUUGCCUCUGAAGUAUGGAGUAUCGAAAAACGCCUCGUCAUUCAAUAGCCAAUUUCAAUAUCUCAUCAGCGUCAGUGAGCCAUCAGCUUGCCGCAUGGUUCUACCAAGAUCUGAUAAUGUUGGUGAUUUCUAA
Perca fluviatilis (European perch) is the source of this 1033-nucleotide messenger RNA. RefSeq names its product C1q and TNF related 6b (gene c1qtnf6b). The record is from RefSeq and is a predicted model, not a curated record. Lineage: Eukaryota; Metazoa; Chordata; Actinopteri; Perciformes; Percidae. The transcript is spliced from 3 exons. The coding region runs from base 92 to 820 and encodes 242 amino acids. Gene Ontology annotation, molecular function: protein binding.